UUUGAACCGCGGUCGGUUUCCUGCGCUUUCUCUGCGGGCUCGUAGCCGGCGCCGCCGCUCUCUCCCGCUGCCCUGACACGACGGACGUCUCGGCCAAGACGCUCUCUCUGUGGCCUUAUUCCUCUGCGGUGGUGAUUGUUUUCUCCCGUCAAGAGACAUCACUUUUUGGUAAUUUGUCAAAUUCUAGAAACAUCCCUGGAGAAGCAGUCGUGGGCAGGCUUCAAGCAUUUUGGCAAACUAAAGGGGCCGUUGAUUGGCCUCGUCUCCACGACUUUCCUCUCCGGACUGCCGUGUGAGCCCAGGACGUUGCUGGUUGUUUUGUCUUUACCUUGUGAAGGACGUCUUACCGUAGUCCCAGUCAUGGCAGCUGAAGUACGAAUGGUACUUUAUGAAGAUGAUUCAGUGCAAGUGCAAUAUGUUGAUGGUUCCAGACUGCAGCUUUCUCCAUGUGGCUCUGAAUUUUUAUUUGAAAAGGCACCUCCUGUUUCAGCACAUCCUUUGGAACAACCAGAAAGAAUUCGUCAAAGGACACACUUUGUUAUUAGCACUUACCGAGAGCAACUACAGCGAGCCCUAGAUUUUCGAAAUUCUUUUGCUGUUUGCCCUUUUUUAUCUGAAAGCAUCAUACCUUCUGAAAGGAAAAAGCGUAUUUUCAUUGACUUCUCAGAAGUGAGAUGGCCCAGUGGCGACACUGAUGAUGGCAUGAUAUGUAUGCAGAGUGGCACCGUGAAGAUAUCAUCAUUAGAUGGGCACGCAUACCUUUGCCUGCCCAAAUUGCAGCAUGAAUUUAUAGUACAUUUUUUGUGUAAAGUAAGCCAGAAGCCAGACUCGUCUGUAGUAUUGUCAGAAAAGAAGAAUCAAGCCAGAAAGGAUAAACUAGUUGAAAAAGCAGGCAAAAUUUGUACAUAUGGAAGUUUAUCAAGACAGAGACUGAAGAAUAAAGAAAAUGAGCUCUAUUGUCAGAUCACGAAAUCCAAGGAACCUUUAGAGAAGAAGAGCUGUGUAAAUGGAGCCGAAGGGAAGGAGGAUGCACCUCUUCCUAGUACACAACACACAUGUGUAUACACGUGGGUGAAGCAGUGCUGGCCUGUGGCCUCCUGUCCAGAGGAAUGGAGAUAUCCUUUGUCUCUAGCACUUCGUUUUCGUAAUAAAAUCAGCAGCAUGUCUGGAAUUGAUGCAGAUAUCACCCAGAGUAGAACUUUAACUUCUGAUAUUUCAGAGGAAAGAGGAAAAGAGGUUUCUGUUCUUCCCAGGGCCCUGUUACUCAGCUGUCCUGUCCCCCACCUACACAGAUGGGAUUUUUGCGAUUCACUUUCACAAAGACCUUUUGAUGAAGAAUAUUCCUAUCCUGAACUAGUAAAAGUGGUCUGGUACAAAGGCGUAACUUAUCGACUAACCCAUAAAAAUGUGAACUCAAUAGAGAUUUAUCCUGGAGAUGGAUCUCUUUUCAAAUCAGAGGGAACUUAUCUUGGGAAGUAUUUUACAUAUUAUUCCAUUCAAGAAGGAUCAGAAGAGAGAGAAGAGAAAACUUAUUCAGUAAAUAACCUUCCUCCUGAUAGACCAGGAAGUCUGUUCUCUGUGUAUUCCCUAAUUAAACAGGCAACCGGAAUUCUUCAACACUGUGCCAAGACAAGGCUUUCCUUAAGCCAUAACUAUCGUAUAUGCUGCUGGAAGAUGGUGCCUGGGAUAAAUGAUAGCAAUAUAUUGCCUGUGCUUUUGAGAGAAUCGGUCAUACCCAGCGUGGGAAGAUUUCUUGCAUACUCUGAUGACAAAGUACACACUCUCUUUCUAGAUGGCAUCACUCUAACCUUAAAUUGGAAUUUCAGCUCUUUGAUUGAAAAGAGACAGGUCAAUCAAGGCCUCAAUUUAGGUUGGUGUAAAUUAACUUUUCCUGAUGGACAAGAUCAGUUAAUUCAGAUUGAACACCCUGGACCAUAUGAAAGAUAUGUGACAGCAGUUAUAUCAUGGUGCAGAAGACUGACCCAGACUAGUCAGAGAGAGAUGUCCACACAUCCUUCAUCUUCUGUUCUUGAAGAAAAUUGGUCUGUGGCCUCUGAACUUGAAAAGAUAAAGAAGUUUAACUUGUUAUUGGAAAAUAGUGGUAUCCUAAACCAGAUUUCUAACAAAAAAAAUGAACAGUCAUCUGACCAUUGUGAACCAAAAUCUUCAGAGACCUUGCUGGAAGAAGUUAAUGAAAAUAGAGUAUCAGUGGCAUUGAAAAAAACCUCUGAAAUCCUUCAGGAUAUUGACUAUCUUCUAUCAAAUUCUAAAAAGUGAAAAAUGGAAUUAUAAACCUUAAGGAUAUUUCAAGUGACUAGUAUAAAAUUACUAUUGAGUCUUUGUCACUGGCUAAGAAUCAAGAGUGUGACAAGCAACGAACGGUCCCAUCGCUGAGACACGGAGCCACA
Molecule: messenger RNA, 2408 nt
Organism: Nyctereutes procyonoides (raccoon dog)
Lineage: Eukaryota; Metazoa; Chordata; Mammalia; Carnivora; Canidae
Gene: CUNH5orf34
Product: chromosome unknown C5orf34 homolog
Exons: 14
Coding region: 361-2277 (638 amino acids)
Source: RefSeq, a predicted model, not a curated record